AUCGAUGUCCGCAGCGUUAGUCAAACUUCGAUAACAUCGAUAUUCUCCGGCUCUACUGCUUCAAUACGUCUUCUAUAAUAUGUUACCACUGUCACUUUUGAAGACCGCGCAGAGCCACCCUAUGCUGGUUGAGCUAAAAAAUGGGGAGACUUACAAUGGACACUUGGUGAGCUGUGAUUCUUGGAUGAAUAUCAAUCUACGUGACGUAAUUUGCACUUCAAAGGAUGGAGACCGUUUUUGGCGUAUGCCGGAAUGCUAUAUUCGAGGAAGUACCAUUAAAUAUUUGCGGAUACCUGAUGAGGUAAUCGAUAUGGUUAAAGAAGAUGCACAGGCUAAAUCCCGAAAUAGAACAGAGCUAAACAAAAAUCGUGUUGCAAGCUCAGCACAAAAUCAACGCGCAGCUCGUAGCGGUAGCCGAAAUAAUUUUGGAAACCGCAGCGGACAGUUAAGUGGAGGUCCUGGGAAUAACACUCAGCGAGUAGGAGUUUCAGGACAAGGGAACCGACUUCUUGCCCAGAAUAACAAAAAUAGAAAAUAAAGUGAAGCAAAAGCGUCAGUUUUUAGAAAAUAAAAGUUCAAAUACUAAAUUAAUAAUAAACAUUUAAAUUAUUAUUAUCAUUCUCAGAAUUAAUUUACUGAUCUGUGGUUUAUCUGCAGCAAAACCAACUUUGCGAUUCUACAUAUUAACUGAAGAUUUUUAUUUAAAAAAUAAAUAAAAUGAGAUUUAAUUGUAAAAUUUAA
Messenger RNA from Drosophila guanche, 741 nucleotides. RefSeq names its product U6 snRNA-associated Sm-like protein LSm4. Gene Ontology annotation, cellular component: spliceosomal tri-snRNP complex; P-body; U6 snRNP. The transcript has 4 exons. Gene Ontology annotation, biological process: mRNA splicing, via spliceosome; nuclear-transcribed mRNA catabolic process; spliceosomal snRNP assembly. Bases 80 to 538 code for a protein of 152 amino acids. Gene Ontology annotation, molecular function: U6 snRNA binding. The record is from RefSeq and is a predicted model, not a curated record. NCBI's taxonomy places the organism in Eukaryota, Metazoa, Arthropoda, Insecta, Diptera, Drosophilidae.